Messenger RNA from Lichtheimia ornata, 444 nucleotides. RefSeq lists its product as uncharacterized. Bases 1 to 444 code for a protein of 147 amino acids. Lineage: Eukaryota; Fungi; Mucoromycota; Mucoromycetes; Mucorales; Lichtheimiaceae. The transcript is spliced from 2 exons. The record is from RefSeq and is a predicted model, not a curated record.
AUGGUGAGGCUUAUGUGGGAUCGUGGUGUACGCGAUACGUUGCAUGAUAGAGAUGCCAAGGCAAUGAAGUUGGUAUCCAAGGUACUCGAUGACAUUUACGGUGCCAGAAAAUCUAACAAGUAUCGCAUCUCGGGAAGCAAGGAUAGAUUUUACUUUCUCCUGUGGUCAUUGCGUGAUUCCACACGACGAUGUUAUGACCCAGCUGAUUAUGUUUAUGGUGUGCUCGGCAUGUUGCAGAUCAAAAUUCCAAGAAUGGACGAUCCGAAUGCUGUUUGGCGGCAUUUGUUGAUGGCGCUGGAUGAUUAUAUGAAAGAUGAUGAUGAUGAGGAUAGAUCUGGCUCUCCAAGUUGCGUUGACCGUGCUGACAUCAUCGACUUGUGCAAAGCUAAAAAUAUCGGUUAUGUAUACAAAAAGUUGAUUGAAAUCUAUUUUGGAUUCAAAUAA